This is a messenger RNA of Trypanosoma rangeli, 582 nucleotides long. RefSeq names its product peroxisome assembly protein. Bases 1 to 582 code for a protein of 193 amino acids. The record is from RefSeq and is a predicted model, not a curated record. Lineage: Eukaryota; Euglenozoa; Kinetoplastea; Trypanosomatida; Trypanosomatidae. The transcript has a single exon.
AUGGGCACCGAUAACAUGGAGGCUGCGGUACAGCUUGAGCUGUGUAUCCUUCGCGCUGUCACACCGAAGGACUAUCAGUGCGUAGUGGAGCACAAUUGUGGGAUGGAUGGGAACUCUGUAUGCCUGCUGCAGACUAUCAUGCAGCACAAUGCAAUGGUGCAGUUGGGGCAGACGAUAUUGGCAUGUGAUAUCUUUUCGGCUGAUCUCACGGUGGUUGACUUGGCUCCGGCUACAGCUGGAGUGUUGUGUGAUGCCACAACUAUAAUUGUGCUUCCACCGACGCGUGGGGACGCAUUUGGGCUGAAUGACACUACACGCAUAACCGAAUGCAGCUACAAGGAUGACGACGGUAAUGUAGAUGCCAAUGAUGAUGAUGAUGACCUAUGUGUUGCCGUGUUGGAUGAUUCAUUGACUGGUUCUACAGCGGAGUCGUCAGAGGGUUUUUUUCUGCGUACCCUCAUGAUGGACGGUGCGGUUGUGUGCGUUGGCGACGAAGAGUACACGACCGCCUUCUCCAUUCACAUGCGUCGGCAGGGCAAGGAGACGGCUGAAGCUGUCCCCCACACUGCACGCCGCGCCUGA